Messenger RNA from Anastrepha ludens (Mexican fruit fly), 1803 nucleotides. RefSeq lists its product as uncharacterized. The transcript is spliced from 6 exons. Gene Ontology annotation, molecular function: sulfotransferase activity. The record is from RefSeq and is a predicted model, not a curated record. Bases 1 to 1803 code for a protein of 600 amino acids. Gene Ontology annotation, cellular component: membrane. NCBI's taxonomy places the organism in Eukaryota, Metazoa, Arthropoda, Insecta, Diptera, Tephritidae.
AUGAAUAAUACCUUAAAAGCCGAAUUAGACAUCCUAAUAUUUAAUCGUGUACCGAAAACUGGUAGCAUUCAAUUUAUUGAAUUAAUGCGUAAAUUGGGAAGAGUACAUAAUUUCGAUGUUGAGGUUGACCCCCAGAAUGGUGGCAUACGUCCCAUACUAAACGAGAAUGAAGAGGGUGAUUUAGUUGAAAAUAUUGCGAAUGCUGAUGACGGUACUGUCUUUGUUAGCCAUGUAAAUUAUUUGAAUUUUACAAAAUACGACACGCCAAAGCCGAUUUAUGUGAAUAUGGUACGCGAUCCAGUAGAGAGGGUAAUUAGUUGGUACUACUAUAUCAGAUCACCAUGGAUAUUUGUGCCGAAUCGUCGCAAAAGCAAUAGAGAAAUGCCAAAUCCACAAUGGGUUAAUACGGAGUUUGAUCAAUGUGUAUUGACUGGUGAUAAAGCCUGCACUUACAUUGAAGGGUCGGGUUUAGAGCGAGUCGGCGAUCAUCGCCGUCAAAUACUAUUCUUCUGUGGCCACAAUGAACGUAAAUGCAUGCCGUUUAAUACAAAACUGCCAAUGCAAAUUGCCAUGCAAAAUGUUGAGCGGGAGUAUGCCGUAGUGGGUACAUGGGAAGACACCAAUGUGACGCUGAGCGUUUUGGAAAGUUACAUACCAUCUUAUUUUCGGGGCGCUAAAAAUAUGUAUUACUCGGGCAUGCAGAAAGACCUGAAAAACUAUAAUCCUAUGAAACCACUCAUUGCCGAAGAUAUCAAAGAAAUGGUGCGUAAAAAUUUUACACGAGAAAUUGAGUUCUAUCAGUUUUGCCGGCAACGCCUACACAAGCAAUACUUAGCUGUUAAGUUGAAUGAACUUAUGACCUUUGAUAAAGAUUUACAGAAACUGCACAAGACAGCUUUAAAAAACUUAAAUGCAUAUCGCUUGAAUAAUACACGAAAAGCCGAGAUUGAUGUUAUCUUCUUCAAUCGUUGUGCAAAAGUUGGCAGUGAAGCGCUUCUUGAGCUUUUCAAUAAAUUAGAGGACUUCAACAACCUGAAAAUGGAGCGAGAAGGCUUAAAACGGGGUACGAAACGUCAAUUCCCGAAAUGGGAACAACGUGGUUUAGCUACAAACAUAUCUGAGUUUGAUGAUGGUUCGGUAUACAUAGAGCAUGUAAAUUGGAUUGAUUUUGAAGAAUUUGAUUUACCAAAACCGAUUUACAUAAAUCUGGUGCGUGAUCCAGUGGAACGGGUCAUAAGUUGGUAUUUCUACGUACGAGGCGCUUAUAAGAACGCAAUAGAAUAUCGCAAAGUUCCCGAUAAACCAAUAAUGAAAGCCGAGUGGUAUAAAAAAGAUUUUAACAAUUGCGUACGUAGUGGUGAUCCUGAGUGUCAAUAUAUACCGUAUACAGUUCAAGAUUAUACAGGCAAUUUCAAGAGGCAAUCCAUAUUCUUCUGUGGUCAUAGCGAUGAUUGUUUACCCUUCAACUCACCAGCUGCCAUUCAAAUGGCAAAAGAACAUGUUGAACGUGAUUAUGCAGUGGUUGGCUCUUGGGAAGAUACAAAUAUAACGCUUACCGUUUUUGAGAAGUACAUACCACGUUUCUUCAAUGGCGCAAAAGUUCUUUUUGAUAUCCACAAUUACCAAAUAACAAACCGGAAUAAGAAUAAGAGGAAGCCAAAAAUUGAUCCGGAUGUCAAGGAAAUGAUACGAAAAAAUUUCACUCACGAGUAUGAUUUUUACUACUUUUGCAAGCAACGCCUCUACAAGCAAUAUCUCGCCGUGAGUCUGAAAGAUUUGCCGGCCAGUAAUGAAUUAAAUUAG